This is a messenger RNA of Danio rerio (zebrafish), 2958 nucleotides long. RefSeq names its product kelch-like family member 8 (gene klhl8). Lineage: Eukaryota; Metazoa; Chordata; Actinopteri; Cypriniformes; Danionidae. The record is from RefSeq and is marked validated.
GAACACGGAAGUGCCGUCGAUCGGAUCACAGUGAAAGUGCUGCUGUGGAAAAUGCGGUGUGCUUGAGCGAGACAUGGUGCCUGAACAUGGGAAGCAACAGAAACGCUCGCCGCAGCCGUCAAACAGCGAGGCCGACGCAGAUGGAUCCUUUGUGUUUGAGGCGCAGGAGGCCUGGAAGGAUUUCCACAACUCGCUGCGGCAGUUCUAUGAGAACGGAGAGCUCUGCGACGUCACGCUGAAGGUGGGGAACAGGCUCAUACCAUGUCACAAGCUGGUUCUGGCCUGCGUGGUGCCGUAUUUCCGUGCCAUGUUCUUGUCAGACAUGGCCGAGGCCAAACAGGACCUGAUUGAGAUCCGUGAUUUUGAUGCAGACGCCAUCCAGGACCUGGUGCGGUUCGCCUACAGCUCUCGGCUGACACUGACAGUGGAUAACGUGCAGCCGCUGCUGUACGCCGCCUGUAUCCUGCAGGUGGAGCUGAUCGCCCGCGCCUGCUGCGAGUACAUGAAGGCGCACUUCCACCCUUCCAACUGCCUGGCCGUGCGCACCUUCGCCGAGAGCCACAACCGCGUAGACCUGAUGGACAUGGCCGAUCGGUACGCCUGCGAGCACUUCAGCCAGGUGGUGGAGUGUGAGGACUUCGUCUGCGUCUCUCCGCAGCACCUGAAGACGCUGCUGGCCUCCAGCGACCUCAACAUCCAGGCAGAGACACAGGUGUACAACGCUGCAGUCAAGUGGCUCAGAGCAAACCAGAAGCACCACGCCGUCUGGCUGGACCAGAUCAUGGCUCAGGUGCGUCUCCCACUGCUGCCCGUGGAGUUUCUGACCGCCACCGUGGCCAAAGAGGAGAUGAUUAAAGCCAGUCUGAGCUGCAGAGACCUGCUGGAUGAGGCCCGCAACUACCACCUGCACCUGAGCAACAAGAGCGUACCUGACUUCCAGUACUCCGUGCGCACGACGGCCCGCAAACACACUGCAGGUGUGCUGUUCUGCGUAGGGGGUCGGGGCGGUUCCGGAGACCCGUUCCGCAGCAUCGAGUGCUACUCCAUCAGUAAGAACAGCUGGUUCUUCGGGCCGGAAAUGAACAGCAGGCGCAGGCAUGUGGGAGUCAUUUCAGUGGCAGGGAAGGUGUACGCGGUCGGUGGCCAUGAUGGAAACGAGCACCUGGGCAGCAUGGAGAUGUUUGAUCCACACACUAACAAGUGGAUGAUGAGGGCGUCCAUGAACACCAAACGGAGAGGUAUUGCGUUGGCAGCUCUCGGCGGACCGCUGUAUGCUAUCGGGGGUCUGGACGAUAACUCCUGCUUCAGUGAUGUGGAGCGAUACGAUAUCGAGUGCGACCGCUGGAGCGCUGUGGCGGCGAUGAACACACCGCGAGGAGGCGUCGGCUCUGUGGCGCUCGGGGGGUUUGUGUAUGCGGUGGGGGGUAAUGACGGCGUGGCGUCUCUCUCCAGCGUGGAGCGUUUCGAUCCACACCUCAACAAGUGGACGGAGGUGCGAGAGAUGGGGCAACGGCGCGCCGGGAACGGGGUCAGCGAGCUCCACGGCUGCCUCUACGUCGUGGGCGGUUUCGAUGAUAACUCUCCGCUGAGCUCCGUCGAGCGAUUCGACCCGCGGCUGAACCGCUGGGAUUACGUGUGUGAGCUGACCACGCCCCGCGGUGGCGUUGGUGUUGCUACGGUGAUGGGCCGUGUGUUUGCGGUCGGCGGACACAACGGGAACAUCUACCUGAACACAGUGGAGGCAUUCGAACCCCGCAUGAACAGGUGGGAGCUGGUGGGCUCUGUGUCCCACUGUCGGGCCGGGGCCGGGGUCGCCGUCUGCUCCACACUCAUCAGCCAGGUGCGGGACGUGGGUCAGGGCUCCAGUAAUGUGGCGGACUGCAUGUGAGAGUGUGUGUGUGUGUGUGUGUGUGUGUGUGCGUCCUGCUGUUUUCUAUCUGAUCUGCAUGAGGGUUUUCUCUUGUCUGAGGUUAAUAAUGCAGCAGUGAUGAUGAUGAUGAUGAUGAAGAUAUAGUCAGUGACUGCAGGACAAUCUCACACACACACACUAACACACACGCACAGUUUCAGCUCUGGAUCUGCGCUCUGUGGCUCGUGUGUUUGGCUGUAAGUGUGAGCAGAGCUGUGUUUAUAUGUGCUGGUGUGUAUCAUACAGAUGUCCAGUAUUUUAUGGCGUGUGUGUUCAGCGUGUGUGUGUGUUCAGCGUGUGUGUGUGUUCAGAGUGUGUGUUCAGUGUUCCACAUGACUGAGUUCAAAGUGAAAAUCCAAUCAUUUGUGUGUGUGUGUGUGUGUGUGUGUGUGUGUGUGUACAGAGAGUCAGUCAUUAUAGCGUCAGUAAAGCACAGAUGUACUUUUGCACAGACCUGUAUAUAAACUCUCGUCUUGUUUGACUAUUUAUGAUGUAUAUGUUCACUUUUCAUCAUUCUGCAAGUGUUCUGCUCUCUCCUUACUCUACUAUAUCUGCUGUUCAAUAUCAACACAAUGUUACUGUGAAAUCACAGUAAAUAUCACAUUAAUACAGUGGCUUCAGUGUGUGUGAGUGUGUGAGUGUGAGUGUGAGUGUGUGUGUGUGUGUGUGUGUGUGUGUGUGUGUGUGUGUGUGUGAGAGUGUGUGUGAGUGUGUGUGAGAGUGUGUGUGAGAGUGUGUGUGUGAGAGUGUGUGUGUGAGAGUGUGUGUGAGUGUGUGAGUGUGAGUGUGUGUGUGUGUGUGUGUGUGAGAGUGUGUGUGAGAGUGUGUGUGUGUGAGUGUGUGAGUGUGUGUGUGUGUGUGUGUGUGAGAGUGUGUGUGUGUGUGUUAUCAUCAGCUGUGUUUCUGUGGCUGUACACACUGUAUUUAACAUCUCUCUGGAGUAAAUCUGUCCUGUAUGCAGGAUUCUCUUAUUUAUUUCCUCCAGCUUUUCCUUCUGUGGCUUUUUAACCUUUGUAAUGAUGAAAUAAAGCAGUUUUCUUCAGUCCUGA